CUUCAUCACCUCCAACACCACCACCACUUUCAAGUUUCAACACCCUGCAAUUAAUCAAACUAAUCUGUUCUUACAUUCCGCUUGAAUUUCAAAUUCAAAGUAAAGCAUCAAUGGAAUCAAUGAAGAUGAAGCUCUUCGCCGCCGUUGUUGUUAUGUUGAUGGCCGUAUCUGCCGUCAGUAAUGUCGCAGCUCAGGAAGCUCCCGCCCCGGCGCCGGGUCCGUCUUCUGCCGCCAGCGUUUACGUUCCGGCCGCCCUUAUUUCCCUUAUUUCUCUUUCCUUUGGGCUUUUAUUCUAAAUCGAUUUGAUUUGGAGAAAUUAUUUUUGUUUUGUAUUGAGAUGAUUUGUUCUGCUUAUAUCCGCAUUUGUUCUUGAAAUUUUUGUAUGUGAAUUCAUUCUUUUGUUGAAUGUAUGUAGUUUCAUAAAAUUCGUUUGUGAUGAUGAUGGUUUUCAGAUCCUUAGUUCUCGUUUUUCGAUCCAAAUUUUCAUUUGUUCAAAUUGAUUAUUGAUUGAUUAAUGGAUAUAUAAUAUGUAAUUGCUUCCCGAU
Lactuca sativa (garden lettuce) is the source of this 545-nucleotide messenger RNA. Its product is annotated as arabinogalactan protein 13-like. The record is from RefSeq and is a predicted model, not a curated record. Lineage: Eukaryota; Viridiplantae; Streptophyta; Magnoliopsida; Asterales; Asteraceae.